This is a messenger RNA of Prinia subflava (tawny-flanked prinia), 1787 nucleotides long. RefSeq names its product iodothyronine deiodinase 3 (gene DIO3). The record is from RefSeq and is a predicted model, not a curated record. Lineage: Eukaryota; Metazoa; Chordata; Aves; Passeriformes; Cisticolidae. Gene Ontology annotation, biological process: thyroid hormone metabolic process. The transcript has 2 exons. Gene Ontology annotation, molecular function: thyroxine 5'-deiodinase activity.
AUGCUGCUCCUUGUUUGUGUCCCAAAAGUAGCAUCAUUGUCUGCCAGAGAGUGUCAAGACAUUAAUCAAAAAUAGACGAGCAGUACAAGAAAUGAAGGGCAAGCAGAGGACUAUAAAUAUCUUCCUGCAUAUCCAGAAUAGAGAAGCUGUCUGAAAACCUUGUGAUUAGAGUCAAUACACCUGAUCCAGCCACACAGACAGUGUGCACUGCUGUCAUUCCUAUACUGAACGUCUCAGUGGAUACCCUGUGGUUCUGCAGCCCUUCAUCAGGUGAAUGAUGUGAAGUUGUUGUUCAUGAGAUAGAUCAGACAGUACAGAAACCUCUGCUUGUUUCUGACUAGGAAGAAUAAAUCUAUUCUUUUGGGAUCUGCAGAAAUACAGAUGCAAAAGCAGGACGUGGGUAAAUGAGAGAAGAUAAGGUAUUGCUCCUGCAAGCAGAACAUCCUGUCUUCAAAAUGGGAAGAAGAUGCUGACGAUGCCCACGGCGGAGGAGGCGGCCAGCGCCAGCGAGGAGCCGCCCCCCGACGACCCCCCGGUCUGCGUGUCCGACUCCAACCGCAUGUUCACGCUGGAGUCGCUGAAAGCCGUGUGGCACGGGCAGAAGCUGGACUUCUUCAAGUCGGCGCACGUGGGUUCCUUGGCCCCUAACCCCGAGGUGAUCCAGCUGGACGGGCAGAAGAGGCUCCGCAUCCUGGACUUCGCCCGCGGCAAGAGACCCCUCAUCCUCAACUUCGGCAGCUGCACCUGACCCCCGUUCAUGGCCCGCCUGAGGUCCUUCCAGCGCCUGGCCGCGCACUUCGUGGACAUUGCCGACUUCCUGCUGGUGUACAUCGAAGAAGCACACCCGUCCGACGGCUGGGUCAGCUCGGACGCAGCCUACAACAUCCCCAAGCACCAGUGCCUCCAGGACAGGCUGCGGGCAGCUCAGCUGAUGAGGGAAGGGGCGCCCGAUUGCCCCCUGGCCGUGGACACCAUGGACAAUGCUUCCAGCGCCGCCUACGGAGCCUACUUUGAGAGGCUCUACAUCAUCCAGGAGGAGAAGGUGAUGUACCAGGGAGGAAGAGGACCAGAGGGCUACAAGAUCUCCGAGCUGAGGAGCUGGCUAGACCAGUACAAAACCCGGCUCCAGAGCCCCAGCACGGUGGUCAUCCAAGUGUAAAAAGGACCUGGCAAGAAGCGCAGGGGUGGAGAGGCGAGGGAGGGCGGGAGGAGAGGUGGGGAGGGAGAAGGCACUGCGUCGCGGAUGGCAGGAGCUGUCUUCCCGCGGGGACACUCGAAGGAGGCUGCUGUGCGAGCUUUCGAGCAAGACGUGCCAUAGUCCUUUCUCUAUUCAAAUCAUGUUGAUUUGCCAGCCACGCUCUGUCAAUACUGUAUUUCCAUGUGCGUUUUGUAAAUAAGUCUCGUUCUUUCUUUUUUUUUUUUUUUUUUUUUUUUUUUUUUUUUUUUUUUUGAGAAGCGUUUACUAUUUUUUAAGGAGGCUCUCGUCCUACGGGAUCUGUUCCCAGCUGCGUGUGUGCGCGGGUGUGUGUCUGAAAAGUUGUGUACAAGUGCUCCGUGCUGCCUAGCAAGUGCUAACUGGGAUUUCUAGUAUUUCUUUGUGAUGACCGAUUUUGAAAUGGGUUUCUCUAAUGCCAGGAAAUCGCGUCUGAUGUUGUCAAAUACUAGAACUGCCAAUAGCCAGAGCUGGACGGAAUGUCCUAUUUAUGUGGGGGGGUUUUGUAAGACGGUCGUUCACCUUCCUUUUUUUUAUGAAUUUUUUUAAAUAAUAAAGGUUGAGUAAUAACACA